AUGGCAAGAAAGGACGUUAAGAAGACAACGAAGCAGGCGGCCGUGCCGGAGAAGGCGUCAGCGGUGGCAGCUGCGGUGACGGGCCAGACGCUGACGCUGGUCGAGGAACUGAAGAAGUCGGUGAGCUCGGCAUACACACAGUACCUCAAGGACCUUGAGCAAGACCAGAAGCUGCGGUUGGUGGACACGUUCCUUGCGUUCUUGGUGGUGGUGGGCGUGUUCCAGUUUUCGUUCUGUCUGCUUGGCGGGUCGUACCCGUUCAACGCCUUUCUCUCUGGGUUCAGUGCCACGGUGGGCCAGUUUGUGCUCACGGUGGCGUUGCGGUUGCAGAGCACGCCGGAGAACACAGGUUUGUUCAGCGGGUUGCUGCCCGAGCGGGCGUUUGGCGAGUACGUGCUGGCCAGCUUGGUGCUCCACUUUGUGCUCAUACACUUCAUCAACUGA
This is a messenger RNA of Pichia membranifaciens NRRL Y-2026, 444 nucleotides long. RefSeq lists its product as hypothetical. Bases 1 to 444 code for a protein of 147 amino acids. NCBI's taxonomy places the organism in Eukaryota, Fungi, Ascomycota, Pichiomycetes, Pichiales, Pichiaceae. Gene Ontology annotation, biological process: protein N-linked glycosylation. Gene Ontology annotation, cellular component: membrane; oligosaccharyltransferase complex. The record is from RefSeq and is a predicted model, not a curated record. The transcript has a single exon.